Molecule: messenger RNA, 865 nt
Organism: Clunio marinus
Lineage: Eukaryota; Metazoa; Arthropoda; Insecta; Diptera; Chironomidae
Source: the annotation of a GenBank genome assembly
AUUCUAAAUUUUCUGUUCAUCUUGGUCAGUCGCAUAAAUUUUUAGUGAAAAGUUUCUCAAAUUCAAUUCAAAAUUAUUUCAAAAAUGGCUUGUAUAGUGAAAGAUCCUUGUUGUCCUCCACCACGUUGUGGCCCGUGCCCUCCACCACCGUGUGGGCCAUGUGGACCCUUUCCUCCAUGUGGGCCCUGCCCUCCAUGUGGACCAUGCCCUCCAGGAUGUCCCCCAGGUUGCCCUCCAUGUGGACCGUGUGAUCCUUGCAUUCCCUGCAACCCAUGCAUUCCUUGUGAUAAAUCUGACUGUGGACCAAGUUGCUAUACUUCCCAAGAUCUUUGUUCAAUGCCACAAUGUCCAUCGAUUUGCCCUCCACAGCAGUGUGGGCCUCGAUUCGUAAAAGUUCAGCAGCCACCAAAGGUUGUUUGUCAGAAAAAAGUAAUUUACACAAAGCGAACUGUGAUUGACAAACAUGUCGUUCCACAAACUAAGGAAAUAUGCGAACCAAAGCUUAUUUAUGAGCCAAAAGUAAUCUGCGAACCUUGCAUUGUCUAUAAGAAGCGCAUUGUCCCGGAACCUAAAAUAAUUUACUGCAAGAAGGUCGUAGCUGAUCCAAAAGUUGUCUGUCAACCACGUGUAAUCGUAGAACCAAAAGAAAUCUGUCAAACAAUUGUCUGUCAACCCAAGCCUCAAACGAUUCAAAUUCCAGAAGCCCGAGAAUACAUGUGUGCCCCUACGGGAUCUGCUUUUAUUAAUCAGCCUGGUUGUCCACCAGUUCCAUGUCUACCACUUGGAAAGCCCUGUAAUCCUUGUCCACCAAAACAAUUUAAUUGUUAACCGAAUAAAUAAAUUUUAAGAUUUUUCAUUAAUUAAA